UUUUAGAAAAAUUGUGUACUAAUACUCGUUGCUGAGAGCAUAGAUUGUGUAAAUAUAAAUAUUGGCUUGAUUAAAUGUUAGCGAAUUUUCUGAUUGCUUGGUAACUAAUUAUCGUUGUCGUUUAAUAAAAUUUUUAAUUUUAUAUUAUCCUUUUGUUUUUAUAUAUAAUUAAUAUUUCUGACUCAUUUUGAGGCGGCUUAUUUAAUACACCUACUAUUUGAAAGAUACUUAAUGUAAUGUGAUACUUAAUGUAAUGUGAUACUAAAUGUUUUAAAUUUAUCAAUAUAUGACACAUGACCUACUUCCAAAAGACAACAGAUUUCAAUUUCAUGUCAGAAGAUUAUAAUCUUGAGUUAAGGGUACAUAUCACAAAAUGAAUGCCUUUGUCUAGUCAUACAAUAAGUAUCAAAGUGUGUCAUCGCUGUAUCAUCUACGCGCGAGGCUGCGAAUGAAACGGUAUUUAACAGUCGAUUGUUUUUUUUUUUUUUCGUAUGCAGAUCGAGAAUUUAAAAUUGGGUUUCGGACUGUGUCCCGGAAUCGGAGGGUCAUUAGGCUGACGUACCGGAAACGGUUCUCGUUUGUGGCCGUGCGAGGCGCGCGCCAGCACGAAGAAUUUGGUCGUCGGAACGGAAACGUCGAGGCCGAUAACGCGUGGGCUAUCAUCGAGGAGGAGUACGUUCCUCCGUGCUCCGCACAGUGGUGCCUCGCCAAGAAGAAGGGCAUCGCAUACGAAGAGAAGGGGAGAGCCGCGAGGUGGUACGGGCACCUUUCUCGCACGCGGCGCUCGCCGUGGAAUGGCAAAAAAGAGAGGAGACCCUGUGACGUCACGCGACUUGUGCGGCGGUGCCGCUAGCCUCUCACUUGGUCGCCGACGUUCGACCCGCUCGGUUCAUCGUGCUUUGUCGGCUCCGUACGUCUUCGGCCUCCUUCGAUCAAAUACGAUCGCGCUAUCUUUCGCAUGAUUAUGUUUUCAUAAGGAAAACUAAACAGAGCGGUCUUGACCUUCGACACGACGCGGCGACCGAUGUUUCGGCGGUCAUUCGUACGCGAGCGCGCACGGGAGUGACGUCAACGGGAAAACGCGACGACGAUUGUGCGAUUACUCGGUGACACGGAUCGCGAGUUCUGCUCCGCGUCCGCGUUUGGUGGUGAAGAGUUUUGUAAUUUUUUUUCGUUUCUUGGUUGUGCCAUGACAUGACGCUCUCUCUGGAUAUGAUACCGGAUGGAUUAAAUCGCCGUUAGGGAUUCGUCACGAUCUGAGGAUGCGAGAUUGGAACAGAGGGGCGCGGACUGCUGGUGCUGCGGAGACACUGAGGUCUGCGACCAUCGCGGGAAAUGACCAUGACGAGCGUGGCUGUCGCCCCGGGUAGCCUCGGCACACCUCCAGCUAUGCUCACCCCCAAGAUGUAUCAUCUAAGCCCGACAUCCGGCUCGCCCACCUCCGGCAAAAGCUAUGAUACCCUGAGCAAGGGCAAGAAAUCAUGGAGCGUGCGGCUGGGUCUGUCGCGGCAGCAUCAGAACCACGGGGAUGACCCCGGUAAGGGUGGCUGGGGCACCAUAAGCGGCGGCAGCGUGCUCUCUCGCCAGAUGAUCUACAGCGGCGAUCCGUGGCUGUACGGCACGGUCCGAUCGUCGCGGUCUGCCGGACACGACCCACCGCGACCUUUCCUGACACCGCCGCCGCCGCCGCCGCCGCCGGGAGCGGCGCCGUUGCUCGUGGUAUGUUCCUGUCCGGAGUUCCUCGCCGGCACCGUCAGAAAGCUCGGCAGCUGCCGCAAGUGUGGCGGCCACCGGGUGGCCGGUCUGCCCCUCGGAGGAACCUGCCGGCUGCCGCCGUCCUCGAGAUCCCGACCGAGCCUCGCCGGCGUGCUGAGGACCGCUAUCGAUGAUCCGUACGACCAGAUGCGACGGAACCGGCUGGUGGAGCCGAGAUCGCGGGCGCGCAGCAUCUCGCCGCAUCGGCCGUCCUCGCAGCGAGACUCCAGGAGUCAGAGCAUGGUUUCGCGGGCGGCCACGAAGGAGCGGAAGGGCUCGUCGGCCGAGGGAACGUCAUUAUCGUCGUCGAGAUCCGAGUGGUUCGACAAGGAGCCGAGCGCGGCUAUGAGCUACGACGAUCGCAAAUCGCGACCCGGUUUCACCGGCGGCGCGUCCUCGGAUGAUUGGAUGCUGGACGAGACUCCGGAGAGUCAUUCGCGAACUCAUUCCGCCGCGACGGCAUCCACGAGGCUGACCCGCAUUUCGAAGAAGCCGCCGCUGAGGGAGGCGAAUCAGAAGAGAACCGGCCAGGACGAUUGGAAGAACGGGACAGCGAUCGCCACGGAUUCGCGGAAGAGUAUCCUCGAGUGCGACGUGAAUCCGUAUCUGUUGCUGAAGAAGCAGAAGGACGAGGACGAUCUGAGCGACGAUCUGUCGGACAACGCGCUGGAGCAGGACGAUCUUAGAACACGAUCCACGUCCAGUUCGUUCGAUCCGUCGAAAGUGAAAUCGAUCGAGAGGAUACCGAACAGGAGUGCCGUGGCGGCGAUCGGCGGUCAACGUAUCAGAGUGUUCAACGAGAGGCCUAGAGAGAUAUCGGACGACGACGACGACGACGACGACGAUGACGUGCCACUGCCGGUCACAAGAAUCCCGAUACCGAAGGUAUCGCCAAAAAGACCACCGAGACGAUUGAAGGAGGCCCGGCAGACGUUGAAGAGCAUCCUGAAGCGCGGCCGAGUGAUCGAGAGCAAGAGGAAGAACGUGCUCUUCAACGUCGACAACGUGAUAUUCGCGCCGGAGAAGCCGUCCGAGGCGACGCGACUCUCGUGGAGCAGAGUCGGCAGAGUCGCCAAUUGCGGCAAGGAGCAGCGGGACAACAUCCCCGAACCCGAGGAAGAGGCACCGAUCGUGCCGCAGGAGCAGCAGGAAAAACACAACUUCAUCACGAUCCCGAACAUCAGGGACCCGAAGGUGGACAGGGUCAAGUACAAGGAGCCGAGAAUCGUGCCGGAAGUGAAGAAGACCGCGCCGCCCGGUCCCGACAGGAUCAAGAUAGACAAGUUCGUUCCGUCCAGGAAGUUCGAUCGUUCCGCCGCGUCCAAGAAGCGAGACAAGAUCGGUAACGAGCCACGAUCCUCACUCGACAGCUCGCUAUCCUCCCCGAGGAUCGGAAUUCCCAGAGAAGAGGAGAGGAUAUUACAGGAGGAGAGGAGAUUGUCGGAUGAGAGAAUCGUCAGGCCUGAGGAUGAGACCGAGCUGGAGAUCGAGAUCGAGGAACUGAAGGAUCGUCUGCCGUGUAUCGCCGUGGACGAGAAGGAUCUGAUUCUGAAGUCCGAAGAGAACUCGAGAAAAUCCUUCUUGAUGCGAAGUCAAAGCGAUCGGUCAUUCAACAAGCCGGAGAUCUCGGCGGGUAACGUCCUGUUCUCGGACACAAUGCGACUCAGUCUUAGUAAGAAGAUCAAGGAGUCAUCGCCGUCCGUCGGUACGCCCACGUGCGUAAUUUCGCGCGAAGAAGCCGGUGAGAAAAAUUCGUCGGGAAGAAAUGCCGAGAUGAAGGAGAUCGAGGAAGAAAGGGGCGUCUCGGGCGAGCUUGAGGAGUCCGAUCGCGAGGUCGAGGCUAGCAAGAACGUUGAAGAGGCUCUCGAGAAGGCUGCCGAUAACGCUGAGAAAGAGGCCGAACCAUCGCCAGACGCGCGCAGUGAUAUUUCCGACGCGAGCAACGAACAUUUUUGUACGAUGAGACCAACGAGCUGGUCCCCGCCGCCCGGUAGGCAAAGGCAUCGCUUCAAGAUCGGCGACUCCGGCACGGAUCUCGACGAGAGUCCCGCCAAUUCGAUCAAGGACCAUCGGCGUACGAUCUCCUCGGCGUCGACGGCCUCGUGGAACUCGACGAGCUCCUACGGAUCCUCCAAGAUCGAGAUCAACUCGCCCGAGAGCAACGUCUGCAAGAUCACGGUGAGUCCGCGCUCGUCGCCGCUGGUACAUCGGCUACAGAUCGGCCCGGACUCCGGCCCGAAAGGCGCCGGAAGAACGUCCAUCCUGAUCAACGGCGAUCAAAGUACAAACGUGGAGCCGACUCCGGGUAACAAGGUGACUAUCAGCGUCGGCGGAGAAGAUAGCAUGUGCAAUCCGACGGUGAUCUCCGUGAACUCGGAGAAUCCGCCGAAGGUCCAGAACCCCGUGGAGAAUCGUACUCUGGUGAUACUUCAAAAUUACAAAUCGAACAUCGUAGUCGAAUCGGCGAGCGACGAUUCGCGCUCCAAGCAGAUAAUCGGGAAGGAUAAUCACGUCGCCGAGAAUGGCGAGAUGAAUCUGAAGAUGAACGGCGAAGCGCCAACAUCGCCCGGCGAAGAGACUUCCUCGUCAUGUCAACACGUAGAACAACCGGCAAUGAACCUUGAGAAACAGAAGGGGCUGAGCGUGGAGAUUAAACCUUCUAAUUGUAAUCAGUCUUCGAAGUUUUACGCAUCGGAUGAAAAAACGACGCGGUCGGAGUCCAAGACACGGUUGAAGGAUGUCGAAGGUUCUUCCUCCAAACUGUCCGGCUUGUCCAAAGAAGCUCUGAUCUCAAAGCUGCUUGAAGAUUCCUUACGAAAGGCUCGCGAGAACGGUGAAAUCCUGGACGAAGACAGCGGUCAGGCCAUCCUGAAGAUCCUAAAGCAGAGCCUGUUGAAAAGCAAAGAAUACGAAAGUUCCGAGUCUACUCUGGAGGCAAAUUACUCGCGUUCGUCUAGCUUGAACUCGGAUGGCGAUUUUAUUUCGACGAAUCUCUUUCUCGAGGAGAAUCCUUAUGAAGUGAUCAAGGAACCGAUCUACGAGGAGAUACCCGACGAGCCGCCGCCAUUACCUCUCAGUCCGCCACCCACGGAGGAUUACAUCAAGGACAGAAUCUACUUCGGCGACGUCGAAUAUUACAAGAAGGUCACGCCGGGCCAGUUUCUCGGUCCCUAUUUGUCCGAGGAAGUCUUCAAGAAGUCCAAUUCGGAGGAUCUGGCCGAGACCUACUUGUCCAAGAGCCCCGAGGACUUCUUCAAGAAAAUGUCAACGUCGCCCGAGGACGAAAAUAACAUCUCCACCAAGUUCGAGUUGUUGAGUUUUUUAAUGGAUUCCAAAGAUCGCGCGCGUCCCGCCGAGGAGGACGAGGACGAGGACGAGGAUGAGGAGGAUGACGCCGAGGGGGACUUGGAGGCUCUGUACGAGCAGAAGGAAACCAGCCUGGGUGAUCUCAGCUCCAAGAGUUCGCAGAUCUCCAACGUGUCCGACAGCAGCGAGGAAUGCAACAUCAUCUUGACCAGCUCACCGGAGGCAUUGAAGUCGAGAACGGUCGACAUAGAGAGGACCGACAGCGGGGUCGGGUCUGAAAGCAGUCAAGCCAGUAGCACUCGCUGUGUCGCGAGACGCUGGAGGACAGGCAACAUCUCCUCCGGCCCGGGGAGUCUCCUCGGUGGAAUACCGCAAGUGAUUUCCGGGGCGACGAAGCUGUGCGAGGAUUGCGAGCAGCGGUUGGAUCCUCUGAUAACAGACAGCGGUGUGGUUUACGCGCCUUUCGUGUGCAGGAAGUGUUCGAAGAAGCGCGCAGAACGGAAAGAGAUCAUCACGGAGAUUGUGGAAACCGAGCAAAAAUACGGCAGAGAUCUACAGAUCAUACUCGAGGAGUUCCAUCGACCGAUGCUGAGAGCGGGCCUUCUGACGUCGGAACAGCUGUCGGCGAUUUUCCUGAACGUCGAGGAGUUGCUCGAGCACAAUCUCGUUCUAGCCGAGAAACUGAAGGACAACGUAGAAUUCGCCCAGGAAUCCGGGGACGAGGAUCUCUUGACGGUAGAUGUGGGCAAGAUUUUCCUCGAAUCAGAAAGGAUGCUCCAUGCCUUCGAGAGCUAUUGCACGCGUCAAGGUGGUGCCAGUUUACUAUUGCAAAAUUUGGAGAAAGAAAAGGAGCUUCUUCGUAUCUUUCUUCGAGUUUCUCAAAUGGAGAACACAGUCUUGCGAAGGAUGAAUCUGAAUUCCUUUUUAAUGGUUCCUGUCCAAAGAGUUACGAAAUAUCCUUUGCUUCUGGCACGUUUGCUCAAAGCGACACCCUCUGUUCGGCCUGAUGUUCAAGAAGCGAAAAAGAGACUGAAACAGGCUCAAACAAACAUCGAGUUACAUUUGGAACACAUGAAUGCUGAGGCGAAGGAUGUUACAUCGACGAAAUUGUGGAGGAGAAUAUCGAUUAUUCAAAAUGGCAGACGGUCCAUUGGCGAGCAGGAUAUGGUGAAUAUCAAGCUCAGAAAGAUGGCCGUCGAAAUCUUGGAAUGGGCACAUGAAGAAGCUAGAUUUGUCCUCGAAGGACGUCUUCUGGUAGCGCAGCCAACUGAUAAUAAUUGGAGACGCGGUCGAACUGUCAAACUCUCACCUAUCACUGCCAUGCUUGUCACAAACGGCAAGCCAAAUGCUGAGUAUCCUGAAUUUAAUGACGACUCGCUCUUUCCAAAGCAUAUAGGCAUCAAGGAAGCUACCCUACUUUUGGUCAAAGAGAAACUUGGCCGGUAUUCUUUACUACGAGAGCCACUAUACCUCGAUAAAUGCAUAGUAUGUUGCGAAACGGAUCUCGAAGAUUAUUUCGAAAUACAAGAAUUAUCUUCUAAAGAAACGUUUAUAUUUAAGGCAGAGGAUGGCGCGAGAACGAAAAGGUGGUGCAGAACGUUGCAGGCUCACGCACAGUCCCUUGGUGCUUGGCGUAAACGUCGAGGGGCCUUACCUAACAUCAUGAUCUGCGGUGUAGCGAGAAACUAAUAAAAGCUUAGACGUAAUAGGCACAUGCGUAACGCGACGUUAUCGCAUUUAUCGUAUUUAAUAUAUUCUCAAACUACACUGAAGAUUCUUAAUUAGCGCGAAAGUCUAAGCGAUUACGCAUGUAAAUUCAUGUACAUGAUCUCCAAAUGAAUUAGUAAUGAUUUAUUGCGGAGAGAGAACGCUGGACCAAAGGAUUUCCUCAGCUUGUUAACACGUUGGUUGUCGGCGAGCGAUAUGAAAAUCUAGUUCUUACCGAAUUUGAGGUAUAACCACCUGUGUUCGGUUGUUACAGUACGUUGCAGAGACUUUAGUUUCCUACGUCACUGUAAAAUAAAAUGCUACGUGGCGUCAAAGAGUCGCGCAUAAUUCCAUCGAUUCCUAAUGACUAAUUUUAAGUAUGCAUAUAUAAUAUAUGUUUGCAUAUACAUAUACAUAGGACUAUUUAAUAUUAAUAAUUUUAAACCCUUCAAAAAAAGAUGACGAGUAGCUGUGAUAUUGACCGGUGUAUUGGGUAUCGUUUUCUUUUCGCAGAUUGUUUACGAAUGUUAAAAUAUUUUGUCUUAUUUUCCAUCUGCGAUUCUUCUUACCAGUAUCGCUUCGUGCGAAAAUAAUAUUAAUAAGGUAGAUUUUAUCCAAGGUCAUAGGGUUUUUACAGAUUAAUAAUAUCGAAGAAUUCGCGUGAAUUAGCAGCGUCAAGGAUACAGGGUGUUGUAUACGUCCCGUAUAAACAUCGAGAAUUAUAAAAUUAAGAAUAUACUUAUUUCUCAUUCCUUCAAUUAUUUUCUUUCUCCAGAUAAUUAACAGUAUUCUUAUUACAUCUAACACAAGCAAAACACAAAUUGUACAUUGUACUAUAUUUUUAUUUAAGAAUUAAGCCAUACUGUGUAUGUAUAUAAAUGUAUAUUUACAAACCUCCUCAGACAGUUCUAACUGAAAUUCAUUGUAACGAAUUAAUUUGCUGCAUUACAAUCUGCGAUUUAAUAAAAGUGAAAUUUGACUUAUG
Pogonomyrmex barbatus (red harvester ant) is the source of this 7753-nucleotide messenger RNA. RefSeq names its product Rho guanine nucleotide exchange factor at 64C (gene RhoGEF64C). Gene Ontology annotation, molecular function: guanyl-nucleotide exchange factor activity. Gene Ontology annotation, biological process: positive regulation of Rho protein signal transduction. NCBI's taxonomy places the organism in Eukaryota, Metazoa, Arthropoda, Insecta, Hymenoptera, Formicidae. The record is from RefSeq and is a predicted model, not a curated record.